CGCCGGUUCGGAUCCCGGCGUGCACCGAUGCACUGCUUGGCAAGCUAUGCUGUGGCGGCGUCCCAUAUAAAGUGGAGAAAGGCGGGCACGGAUGUUAGCCCAGGGUCAGUCUUCCUCAGCAAAUAAAGAGGAGGAUUGGCAGAUGUUAGCACAGGGCUGAUCUCCUCACCAAAAAAAAAAAAAAAAGGAGUUACAGGGCAGAGUGAGCCAUUCAGAGUUUUUGAAGAAAGCAUAUAAAGCCUCUGGUCUAGGAAACUGGAAUCUUCCAUCUCUGGUUUAAUCACUCCAGAGAGCAGCAUGCCAGGGAAGGAGAGACCCACAAUGGACAGCCAAGGGGUCAGGCUUUGGGUCCUGCAUUUUCCAGAACAUCUGUGACAGCCCUGGUGUUGGAAGGUCUGACUGCAAUCUUGACUGUGCAACAGGCGAGGCAGCCGGUUCAGACCAAACCCUCUGCCUCUCGUUUGUGUGGGGGCCACAGGGCAACCUAGGACGCCUAAAGGACCCUGCCAGUCCUGGAGGGAAGCUGGAAACCAACGUGACACCUCGCCACCGCACCUGGCCGUAGGAGUUCUGAGCUCCCUGCCUGCUUGCUGGGGAGAGGCUUGGAAGAGGUCCCACAGCUGCUUGUCCUGCGUUUUGUCCGUGUGCUGGUUGACCACGGCAAGGCUCUUGCCUCAGGCUGGCUCUAAGUCACUCCUCCUGUGUUAGGCGGUGAGCCCUGCCGUGUGUAAGGAGGCCAGAGCAAAUGGCCCCCGUCCUAGAUCCUUUUAUCCCAGAGUCAUUUGCUAUUUCAGAAUUGAGCUGAAGCAGCAGUUUGAAGUAGACCUUCCUUUUUCAUCAGAAAUGGAGAGUUAUGGUGUUAGUUGUCUCCCUCCCCCCACAGUGAGGUUCUCCAGGAGAGAAGCAUCUCGUACAGUGCCGCAUUCACUGUAGCUCCUCAGCGUAGGCCCAGGACACACACUGAGUGUCUGUCCUUGAUGACCUCUUAGGGGCAGAGCAUGGCCCUGGCGUAGCUGGAACGACCUUUCCCAACACAGUGUGCCCUCUUGACCUGGAUGUUAGAAAUGCUUUCCCCAGGUGGAGAAAUGAGCACAGGACUUGUCUGUCUUCUGGCUCCAGAUCAGACACGGUACAUCAGUGUUUCUAGAGUGGAGGCCCCCUGAGCCCUGGGCUCUGAGAUAAGAGUCUACACUGCACCCCAAGCUCUCUCCUCCCUGUGGCAACUCUCCCUUAUCUGGAUCACCCUGGGCAGGAAGGCACAGGGUGGCCAGUGAGGAGACAAGUGUACAGCUACACCUUGAAAAGGGGUGAGCUCAGCAGUUUGCACACAUUGUAUCCAAAUCUGCUCUCACCUACACCACAGCCAUUCCCGCUUCUCCAUGCUAUCUGGUCCUGUGCAUCCCUCAGUUCAUGUCAUAUCAGUGGGUCUGCUUGCCUUGCACAUCUUGAAAGUUUCUUCCUAAUGGAAACUGGAGGUUAAAGUGUUCAGAAUAAGGGAAGGGCCGGCAGCCGUGCUGUGAGGAAGGUGAUUAGCAUGCUGCAGUUAGUGCUGUUGCUUCGCCCUUUCCACAGCCCUGAGGGGGCAGGGGGUUCUAGAGGUUGAGGGGUGCAGCCUAGCAAACCUGGGCCAGUCGGGAGAGGCCCCCAUGAGCCUUAAUGAGCAGCUCCUCAGGGCACUGCCAGUUCCAGCUGUUCCUUCCUUUAAAAGCAAACUGCAACUUGUUUCUCUCCUGAAUUUCAUAGAGCAUGCCAAGAAAUGACAGCAUGUGCCUUCAGUCUGUGCUUCUCAUGCCUUUUACCUUGUAAUUCUGGUGAUUUUACAACCCUAAUCUUGGGGAUUGCUUCCGAAGGGCGACUGAUAGAAGCUUCCAGGUUUUCAGAUGUCAUUCUGGCAACAAUUUUGGCAACCAAGUCUGAAAUGUGUGGCCAGAAAUUUGAACUGAAGAUCGAUAAUGUGCGGUUUGUUGGGCACCCGACACUGCUGCAGCAUGCUCUGGGGCAGGUCUCAAAAACAGAUCCAUCCCCGAAGAGGGAAGCUCCCACCAUGAUUCUUUUUAAUGUGGUGUUUGCGCUGAGGGCCAAUGCAGACCCGUCGGUGAUAAGCUGUCUGCACAACCUUUCCCGACGCAUCGCCACCGUGCUGCAGCACGAGGAGCGCCGCUGCCAGUACCUGACUCGGGAGGCCAAGCUGAUCCUGGCGCUGCAGGACGAGGUGUCUGCCAUGGCUGAUGCAAAUGGCGGUCCUCAGUCCCCAUUCCAUCACAUCCUGCCCAAGUGCAAGCUGGCCAGGGACCUCAAGGAAGCCUACGACAGCCUGUGCACCUCGGGCGUGGUGCGGCUCCACAUCAACAGCUGGCUGGAGGUGAGCUUCUGCCUGCCGCACAAGAUCCACUAUGCUGCUGCCAGCCUCAUCCCCCCCGGGGCCAUCGAGCGCAGUCUGAAAGCCAUCCGCCCUUACCACGCCCUGCUGCUGCUCAGUGACGAGAAGGCCCUACUGGGCGAGCUCCCGCUAGACUGCUCUCCGGCCCUGGUGCGCGUGAUCAAGACCACGUCUGCUGUGAAGAACCUGCAGCAGCUGGCCCAGGAUGCAGACCUGGCCUUGCUGCAGGUUUUCCAGCUUGCGGCUCACCUGGUGUACUGGGGCAAGGCCAUCAUCAUCUACCCGCUGUGUGAGAACAACGUCUACAUGCUUUCUCCCAAUGCCAGCGUGUGUCUGUACUCUCCGCUGGCUGAGCAGUUCUCCCGCCAGUUCCCGUCUCAUGACCUGCCAUCUGUCCUUGCCAAGUUCUCCUUGCCCGUCUCCUUGUCAGAAUUUAGGAACCCCCUCGGCCCCCCUGUGCAGGAGACCCAGCUCAUCCAGAUGGUGGUGUGGAUGCUGCAGCGCCGGCUCCUUGUCCAGCUGCACACCUAUGUCUGCCUGAUGGCCUCACCUGGCGAGGACGAGCCCCGCCCUUGGGAGGACGACGUCCCCUUCACCACUAGGGUUGGCGGCCGCAGCCUCAGCACACCCAACGCCCUCAGCUUUGGUUCCCCAACCAGCAGUGACGACAUGACCCUCACUAGCCCCAGCAUGGACAACUCCAGUGCAGAGCUGCUCCCCAGUGGGGACUCACCGCUGAACAAGAGGAUGACAGAGAACCUGCUGGCUAGCCUGUCGGAGCACGAGCGGGCGGCCAUCCUCAGUGUGCCCGCAGCCCAGAACCCAGAGGACCUCCGCAUGUUUGCCAGGCUCCUGCACUACUUCCGCGGCCGCCACCACUUGGAGGAGAUAAUGUACAACGAGAACACGCGACGCUCCCAGCUGCUCAUGCUCUUUGACAAGUUCCGCAGUGUGCUGGUGGUGACCACCCAUGAGGACCCAGUCAUCGCCGUCUUCCAGGCACUGCUCACGUGA
Molecule: messenger RNA, 3394 nt
Organism: Diceros bicornis minor
Lineage: Eukaryota; Metazoa; Chordata; Mammalia; Perissodactyla; Rhinocerotidae
Gene: NPRL3
Product: NPR3 like, GATOR1 complex subunit
Exons: 12
Coding region: 1757-3394 (545 amino acids)
Biological process (GO): TORC1 signaling; cellular response to amino acid starvation; positive regulation of autophagy
Cellular component (GO): GATOR1 complex
Source: RefSeq, a predicted model, not a curated record